AACAAAGAGAGAGAGGUACUCUAGAGAGAGAUUAAAUAAUCUGACAGUCAGACAGUGAGUGACAGUGUGUAGUGGAGAGUGGUUCCUUCCUGCCUGCCUGACAGAGCUACAGUGUGUGAAGCCUCAGUCUCUCUCUCUGCUCUGAUAAACUAUUAGGUUAUUGAGAGAAGUAAUGCAGGUGCUGUAGAGGAGAGAAGAGACAAGACUCCUGUGACUACAGCACAGGGAGGAUGCUCUGAGGACCAGACUGAGGAGUGCUCUUAGGAUUCAGGGAUUCACACUGCAGAGUGCAGACAGAGGUCUGCUGUACGUACCUGAGAUACCGCAGUUAACCGCUGCACCUUAUAACACAUUCAGCAUGGAUGAACUGUGUACAUACACAGAUAGUAUGGACAAAAACUCUCUAAAGUACCCAAAGACUGAGCAGACAGAGAAAAUGUGGAUGCGACUCAAGGGAAUGCAGAAGUACAAAAACACAUCUCAAAGAUUGAGAUGCCUGGUGAAGCAGCUGGACAAGGGAGAAGUGAACGUGGUGGACCUGAGGAAGAAUAUAGAGUAUGCAGCCUCUGUUCUAGAGGCAGUCUAUAUCGAUGAAACCAGGCGUCUUCUAGACACUGAGGAUGAGCUCAGUGACAUCCAGGCGGACUCUGUGCCCAUGGAGGUGCGUGAUUGGCUGGCCUCAACCUUCACCAGGAAGAUGGGCGUGGUCAGGAGACGACCCGAGGAGAAACCACGGUUCAGGAGCAUUGUCCAUGCCGUGCAGGCUGGCAUCUUCGUCGAGAGGAUGUACAGACGGACGUCUAACAUGGCUGGGCUGACGUACCCUCCAGCUGCCAUCGCUGUUUUGAAGGAUGUAGAUAAAUGGUCCUUUGAUGUGUUUGCACUCCACGAGGCCAGCAGUGAACACGCAUUGAAGUUCCUGGUGUACGAACUGCUCACCCGCUAUGAUCUGAUCAACCGCUUCAGGAUUCCAGUUUCAUCUCUGGUGACCUUCGUAGAGGCUCUAGAGGUGGGCUACAGUAAACACAGAAACCCCUACCACAACCUCAUCCACGCUGCUGACGUCACACAGACAGCACACUAUCUGAUGCUCCACACUGGCAUUAUGCACUGGCUCACUGAACUGGACAUUCUAGCCAUGGUGUUUGCUGCAGCUAUCCAUGACUUUGAACACACUGGGACAACCAACAACUUUCACAUUCAGACCAGGUCAGAGGUGGCCAUCCUGUACAAUGACCGGUCAGUCCUGGAGAACCACCAUGUCAGUGCUGCCUACAGACUUAUGCAAGAAGAUGAGAUGAACAUACUGGUCAACCUGUCAAAAGAUGACUGGCGAGAACUGCGGACUCUGGUGAUUGAGAUGGUGAUGAGUACAGACAUGUCCUGCCAUUUCCAGCAGAUCAAAACCAUGAGGAACGCCCUGCAGCAGCCCGAGGGAGUAGACAAGGCUAAAGCCCUAUCUCUGAUGCUGCAUGCAGCUGACAUCAGCCACCCAGCCAAGGCCUGGAAGCUGCACUACCGAUGGACACAGGCCCUGAUGGAGGAGUUCUUCAGACAGGGCGAUAAGGAGGUUGAGUUAGGGCUGCCAUUCUCCCCUCUGUGUGAUCGUAAAGCUACCAUGAUUGCCCAGUCACAAAUAGGGUUCAUUGACUUCAUAGUAGAACCCACAUUCUCUGUGUUGGUGGACACGACAGAGAAGAUCAUUACACCUCUCAUAGAGGAUACCUUAAAGUUACACGACACUGGUGUCCGCAGGUCAAGUUUGACAGGUAGUGGGUCAGUGACUGUGGUGGAGUCAGUCCAGAGACACAGUGGUCGAGGGUCCAGCCAGGGGGUUGACCAGGGGCUCACUACUGACUAUAGCCUGGCAGGCAUUGACCUGAAACGGGUCAGACACACACUGGCAGAGGUCAUCCAACACAACAAAGACAGAUGGAAGGAGCUCUCUGUACAAGAGUUGGCGAGGAAAGAGCAAGCUGAGUUGACUUCUGACCCAGAGGAGGAGUCCUUGAUGAACACAGAGGUUACGUUGACUCACACCAGCCCUGAGAGACACAGCCAGGAGCUUAAAUCAGAGCCCUUCAUUGAACUGAUGAACAACACAAACUCCAAUAACUCUUCCCAGGAGGACUCAGAGCUGGACCACAGGCCUCGCAGGCCUCUUUCACCGUCUGAGGAUAAAGAGACAACAUCACAUGGUUCCAUCUCUCCUGAACACCUACCAUGGAACGGAGAAGGCCCUGAGCCAGUCCUUGAGCAUGGGGAGGAGUCUCUUCAGAGCCCUUGAUUUUGAUAGGCUACCCAACAACACUGCCACUUCCUGAUUCAACAGGCAUUAUAUUUGUUGUUUUUUUAAUUGUAAAUUUGUUCUGAUCCAUUUUAUUGUUAUUUAUUAAAGAUAGGGGUCUUCAUGCUCCACUUUUCACCGGAA
Molecule: messenger RNA, 2431 nt
Organism: Oncorhynchus gorbuscha (pink salmon)
Lineage: Eukaryota; Metazoa; Chordata; Actinopteri; Salmoniformes; Salmonidae
Gene: pde1a
Product: phosphodiesterase 1A, calmodulin-dependent
Exons: 16
Coding region: 359-2287 (642 amino acids)
Biological process (GO): signal transduction
Molecular function (GO): 3',5'-cyclic-nucleotide phosphodiesterase activity
Source: RefSeq, a predicted model, not a curated record